Molecule: messenger RNA, 1408 nt
Organism: Annulohypoxylon maeteangense
Lineage: Eukaryota; Fungi; Ascomycota; Sordariomycetes; Xylariales; Hypoxylaceae
Exons: 2
Coding region: 107-1225 (372 amino acids)
Cellular component (GO): cytoplasm
Molecular function (GO): 2-oxoglutarate-dependent dioxygenase activity
Source: RefSeq, a predicted model, not a curated record
CGGAAUCCAGACGAUAUAUAAGAAAUGGUAGGUGGAGUACGCCGGCCCAUCGCCCCAUCAAGAUUGAAAAUAUCAAAACAUCAAAGUCUGCUUGUGGCUUGGCGAGAUGGCGGCCAAUCUCGAAUCUCUGAAGCACAUUUCCCCGGAUUCCGGGUUCCCGAUUACGAUUCAUCCGCAUUUCUCACCUAGGAUCAGAGAUCACGUUCCACCAGAACCGAUCCGGGAGGAGAUAAUCCCUGAAAAAGACCGGGCAUCAUUUGCGGACCCCGAGAAGAGGGCGCUCUUCGCGGUUGCCAAACCAGUCGACCUCACAGAGUCUAUUGGAACCGUGCUGGAGAAUGUGCAGCUCUCACAACUGACCCCUCAGCAGUUGGAUGAGCUUGCGCUGCUUGUAAAUGAACGUGGCGUGGUAUUUUUCCGCGGCCAAGACCUAACGACUGAUGGACAGGUAAAACUCUUUGAGCAUUAUGGCAUUUUAGAUCGACACCCAGCCCAGAAGGAUGCGCGCCAUGUCGUGAUUCGAGGCAGUCGCGAGGACCAUCGAGAGAUUAAUAAGUAUACUCCAUGGCCAUCAGGGGAAUGGCAUGCCGAUACUUCCUUUGAAAUCAACCCCCCCUCGUACUCCUUGCUUCGUAUGGAAGAGCAUCCCCCUGUCGGCGGAGAUACAGCCUGGGUUUCCGGGUACGGUCUAUACGACACACUAAGCGACGCAAUGAAGAAGUUCGUUGAAGGCUUGCACGCCGUACAUACGUCACGGCUACAAUACGAUACGAUCUUAGAUCUGUGGGGUGCUGGCCCGAACCGCCCUCCAAUCGAUUCCCAUCAUCCAGCCGUGAGGACCCACCCGGUGACCAAACUGAAAGCGCUGAACGUGAACACCGGAUUCGUAACUGGCUUCGCCGAGCUUAAGAAGCAUGAAUCGGACAAGUUGCUGGAUUUUUUCAACUUGCACCUCCACUCGGCGGAUGACCACUCGGUCCGGUGGAAAUGGGAGGUUGGGAGUGUUGCGAUGUGGGAUAAUCGCUGCGUACUGCACCGAGUUAUUCCAGGUUCGUAUGAGGCGCCUCGUAGGGGUAUCCGCACAACGGUCUUCGGGGAGAAACCGUUUUAUGACCCAUCAAGUGAAGGGAGAGCUGAGAGGGAGCGGAGACUCAAGAAGGCGGCAACCAACGAACAGUCCGAUAACUCUGGUGUUAAAGAGAAUCCCAUCAACACGCCUGCUUGAGAAUGUCAGGCUGUCUAAGGUUUUUUGGGCUAAAUGAGAGAAAGUCGUAAUGAGAACUAGUGAGUUCAUGAGAGUUGUUGAUGAAUAUACUCGGCGAGUUUGAUGCUAGUAUGUACAGCAAGGUAUAUGUUCGCCGAUUCAAAAAUACCUUAGAAUCCACUAUUGUGCACUAGCCCCACAAUA